GCAGUCACUGUCUCUCAUGUCUCACCAACAUACUCCCCCCCCGGUAAGUCUACAGCAAUGGGUAGAGGUAUCCGACAUGCUUCGUAUCAUGGCCAUAGUAUUUUAAGCCCAUCCGUCCUUCGCCCUCUUCACUCUCCACUGAAACACCAUCCAACAAGAUAUCGAACCUAACCAGAGCAUCGAGACACUACCAUUCUCGAAUAACCAAUCACAGUCUCCCAGACUAGCAAUCACUACCCACAUCAACAUAACCCCCCAACCACAUGAUGGCAUCCAGUGAAUGCAAGAAUUUCCAUCAAUCAAGACGGCCCAGCUACGACCGCACCUUGCGCGCACGAGAGCAGCUUCUGUUCGGCAACGCCAAAGCAACAGGACCCGCGGCACAAUUACAUCUACAACGAUCGAUGGCCGCUGACGACGAAUGGAGACGAAGUACCAUCGGUAGCUCCACCUCAAGCCCAUCGGGUCCUUCAACGCCUGAACAAUCUCCAACUCUUAUGCAUAACUAUGGCGAUAGUUGGUUUGAGAACCUAAAUACAUUGGCCAACGAAUAUCAUCGCCAAAAAUCUGAACAGCCUCAAUCUCACAGCUACGGCGACGACUGGUUUGAGAACCUCAAUCAUCAACGAGAAGAACUCGAACAAAAAAAGGCCGACGAGUCGCAGCGUCAAGCAGAACAGUCCCAUUUCUACGGACAGAGCUGGUUUAAGAAUUACGAGCAGCAGUGGACCGAGUGGAACCAACUACGCACGGACCCCUCAACUCUGCGACAGAUGGAUAUGGCUGCGGAUAGCGAUGACGAAAGUUGCGAACUGGGCUUCUAAUGCAUCGGAUGGGCUUCCCUAGUCAUGUUUUCAAUAUGGGUAUUCGGCGUUUGGGGGCGCGGCAUAGCGUGGCAUAGCGUGGGUCAGCCUCAGGGCAUCACAUGGCACGGUGAGUGCGAGGUCUUAUUGGACCUCGUUCUAGCCUUUUGCCUUUUUCCUCUACCAGACCAUGAUGCUUGUCGUGGUAUUUGGUAUAAUGAGACCAUGAGAUAUAUAUAUAUAUACUACUACCAAUGAUAAUACCACCACAACCCAAGCAACAAACUAGAUGACACAUUACGCUUUGUUGAGUCCAAAUCCACACAAUAGAUAAAACUAUCAAAAGAAGAUCAUAUCAAUUAAUCAAAUGCAUUCAUGCUCAUUGUUAC
Exophiala mesophila is the source of this 1192-nucleotide messenger RNA. RefSeq lists its product as uncharacterized. The coding region runs from base 264 to 824 and encodes 186 amino acids. The transcript is spliced from 2 exons. The record is from RefSeq and is a predicted model, not a curated record. NCBI's taxonomy places the organism in Eukaryota, Fungi, Ascomycota, Eurotiomycetes, Chaetothyriales, Herpotrichiellaceae.